This is a messenger RNA of Laetiporus sulphureus 93-53, 306 nucleotides long. Its product is annotated as protease. NCBI's taxonomy places the organism in Eukaryota, Fungi, Basidiomycota, Agaricomycetes, Polyporales, Laetiporaceae. The annotation marks the transcript as partial. The record is from RefSeq and is a predicted model, not a curated record. The transcript has 2 exons.
AUUGAAUUGCCGAUAAAAUUCGUAUCACGGGAAAUCCAGACAACGGCACUAUUGGAUUCUGGAGCAUUCUCCUGCUACAUCGACCAACGAUUUGCUGAGAAACACGGGUUUAAGAUGAUACCUCUAAACCAUGAAAUCCGAAUCCUUAACGCAGACGCCAGCCCCAACAAGGGUGGCGCAAUUACUCAUCGUAGUUUGCUCGUCACCAACCUUGGACGCAUGUCAAUGAUCCUUGGCAUGAAAUUUCUACAAGAGCACAACCCCCGAGUUGACUGGGAACAUAGAGAGGUCACGUUCUCAAGAUGC